UUCAGUUACAACUGACUUUGAGUGUGAGUACGUGGUAUGGAACAAGCGGAAACUUCCACUGAGCUGCAAACGUUUGAGGUGAGGAAGCUGGCAGUCACCAAACUGACCGCCGGGUCACUUUAAUGAUGCUUCCACGCAGACAGGACCACGGAAAGAGAAGGAGCGACGGAGCGCGCGGCGCGUGGAGCCCGGUCCGCCGCAGCUCCGCCGUACUGCCCUCGGUGCUAACCUUCCUGGUGAUCGUUGCCUCCGGAGGCCUGCUGCUCAUGAUAGAAAAAGGAAUGCUGAACAGCAUGGAGACUCCUUCACCUCGGGGAAGCCCGAGGCGGCUGGAUCUCAGCAGAGAGACCCGUAGACACAUUUCAGACAGCGUGGACGUGGAGUCCCAGAUCCUCCAGGAGAUCCGGAAUCGCACCAUCAGGACCAUGUGCAGCCAGAAGAACAUGCCCCACAGCAUCUGGACACUGAGCCCCCUGCAAAGGAAGACAGUGCUGCAGCACAUCCUAGUGAACGACGAGUACCGUUUCCUCUACUGCUACGUUCCCAAAGUGGCGUGCUCCAACUGGAAGAGAGUCCUGAAGGUCCUGAGUGGAGCCCUGGAGAGUGUGGAUGUCAGCAUCAAGAUGGAUCAUCGCAGCGACUUGGUUUUCCUAUCCUCCCUGAAGCCAGAAGAAAUCCGCUACCGCCUCAAGAACUACUUCAAGUUCAUGUUUGUGCGAGAACCCAUGGAGCGACUACUUUCUGCCUACAGAAACAAGUUUGGAGAGAUUGAAUCCUACAAGAAAAAAUAUGGGGUAGAGAUUGUAAAGCGGUACAGGAAGGGCCAUGCCAAGGAUGCGUCUGUGACCGGAGAUGAUGUGACCUUUGAAGAGUUUGUCCGCUACUUGUUGGACGAGGAUGUGGAACGCAUGAAUGAGCACUGGAUGCCUGUUUACAACUUAUGCCAGCCUUGUGUUGUUUCUUAUAAUUUCAUUGGCUCUUAUGAGCACCUUGAAAGGGACUCUGAGUAUGUGCUCCAGCGCAUCGGUGCGCCGCCUUUCAUUCGCUUCCCUGAGAGACAAACUUGGUACAAGCCUGUCACGACAGAAACAUUACACUAUUACUUGUGCACUUUGCCACAGAAGUUCCUCAGGGACCUUCUACCCAAAUACAUUUUAGACUUUUCUCUAUUUGCUUACCCCCUCCCAAACACAACCACUGAAUACUGUCGGCAUUAAAAGAUGCCCGCUUUUUUUUUAUAGAUAUUCUUCUUGGACUAUUUUUAUACCUUAGGGGAAAUAAAACGUAAAUAAAAAGUAUUUUCACAUUUCAUACAUGUCACAAUGAUUUAAAAACCACUAAAGUGUCAAUAUGAGGUAAUGAGACAUUCCUGAAACUUCAUAAAAACUGUUACAGUGAAUAGACUGAUUCAUUUACUGCUAUUGGACGAUUGUACCGUAGGUCUGUGUUUCAUAGGUUCUGGGGAAAUGUUGUGGUUUAGCAGGCUAAACACAGUUUCACCUUAAGGUUUGCAUACAAACAUUCAUUGGUAUGUUUACCAGUAAUUUGGUUCUUUUAAUGGUCUGUUUGUAGUGUUUUUUUUUCCAGGGUGGAAUGAUGAUACACAUUCAAUGAAUUUUAAAAAUAAAUUGAACAAUUUUAAAUGUGUUUAUUACCUCCACCUUCACAUUAGGGCCGCAAUUAACGAUUAUUUAUUGUUUUGCUAAUAAUCGGAUAGCCAAAAGUUCCUUAAAGAUUUUUUAAAAAGAAAUUAAACCAGUUAAAACUAGAACUUUUCGACUAGAUGAGUUCUGGAUAGAGCAUAUUGACAGAAGAAUAGGUUUUUUUAUCUUAAAAAGUCUCAACACUCCAGUUUACGAUUAAUCAGUUACUAAAUUAGUUGAACAUUUCAAUAAUCGAUUAAUCUGAUACAUUUUGUCAGCCCCAGUUCACACCGACUCAAAUGUGUACAUAGUUAUAUCCCUUCACUUAUUGGAUAAAAAUUAUUUUGUAGAACUUGAGCUAAUUGCGAUAUUUGAUUACUCCUUUUACCCAAACUGUUGAUUAGACCUAAUUAAACCAAAAUUUUUCUGGUAUGAAUCAGACGUUUAGGCAUAGUCCAAUAAAUGUAGCAUGUAGUAUUUCACAUUUAGCUGUUUGAGACAUGUAGACAGUUGGAGAAAGUUAAAAUACUACUGGCAGCAAAGGAGACCCUUAGUGGGAUUCUGCCACUUCCAUGCUUGACAGUUGUUAUGGUGGUCUUGGGUUAUUAUCUUGACCCCUAAUUAGUCUUCCUCACGGUAUUGCUCCCAUCUUUGUUAGUAGCAACACAAUCAAUCAAUGUUUUAAGGAGAUUUAUGUGAAGGAGCACAAACUUCUUAAUUAACUCUUUAGUCAUUGAUUAUGUAAAACUGGCUUUUAUUUAAACAACAUUGUUGUUCCUCUUUGAAGCUUUGAGCAGCCUCCAUUUCCUUUCACGUGAUAUUAAUAAUCUGUUCAGAUUGAAGCUGGAUAACUGGGUGUUUUAGCCUGGAAAUGAUCCCUAACAGACACCAAAACUUGUUUUAGAAUAGAUAAGCAGCUCAAUGUUCAUCUUUUUAAAUGAUCCAACCCUAGCUGGACGAAAGAAAGAAACCAAACAUUUUUUAAAAGAGCUCUACUUCAUAUACAACAUAAAUAAUGCCAAAAACAAAACUUGAUGGCUACAUUUAACCUAUUCAAACUUUGCACCUAAUUCUUUGUUUUAAAAUAAAUUUUGUUGUGUUGUAUUAUCAGUUCUUUACCAAAAAAAAGAACAAUACAAACAAAUCACUUGAAGCACCCAGAUAACAGGACUUUUAAACCAAUGGGUCAAUCUGAUGCUGUGAACUCAGAUGUUUAUUUUCCCCUGACUUUUCAUGUAAUGCUCAACUGUUUACAAUUUAAUAAAACUGAGAAACAUGUAAAA
Cyprinodon tularosa is the source of this 2926-nucleotide messenger RNA. RefSeq names its product carbohydrate (N-acetylgalactosamine 4-0) sulfotransferase 14 (gene chst14). The coding region runs from base 123 to 1217 and encodes 364 amino acids. Gene Ontology annotation, biological process: carbohydrate biosynthetic process; dermatan sulfate proteoglycan metabolic process. Gene Ontology annotation, cellular component: membrane. The record is from RefSeq and is a predicted model, not a curated record. Lineage: Eukaryota; Metazoa; Chordata; Actinopteri; Cyprinodontiformes; Cyprinodontidae. The transcript has 2 exons. Gene Ontology annotation, molecular function: sulfotransferase activity.